This is a messenger RNA of Purpureocillium takamizusanense, 465 nucleotides long. RefSeq names its product ubiquinol--cytochrome-c reductase subunit 8 (gene QCR8). The coding region runs from base 85 to 402 and encodes 105 amino acids. The record is from RefSeq and is a predicted model, not a curated record. Lineage: Eukaryota; Fungi; Ascomycota; Sordariomycetes; Hypocreales; Ophiocordycipitaceae. The transcript is spliced from 4 exons. Gene Ontology annotation, biological process: mitochondrial electron transport, ubiquinol to cytochrome c.
GAGCGACCAUUGAUUUACCUUCUGCUUCCCAACCCGCCACGGCACCCCCGAGGAAUCGACGACACCGAGCUCUAGACUGCCACGAUGCGUCCGACGCAACCUCUCCGCGCCAGCGGCGCCCCCGACUACCGAAUUGGAACCUACUUGGGCGGCUGGGGCUCCUUUGGCGGCACCAAGCAGAAGGGCAUCGUCUCCUACGGCGUCGCUGCCAACCGCCAAAACCCCUUCGCCGGCGCCUUCCACGACGCCAUCUUCAACACCUUCCGCCGCACCAAGUCCCAGAUCUUCUACUGGCUGCCUCCCCUGGUUGCCGGCUACUACCUCAUGAACUGGGCCACUGAGCGCAACCACUACCUUCAGUCCAAGGCUGGCCGUGCCGAGUUUGCCGACGAGGAGGAGUAAGUUAUCGGACGGGUGGAGGAGGUCCCCGGACCAUGUACAUCACUGCCUAGAGAAAUAGACGUG